Daldinia loculata is the source of this 1296-nucleotide messenger RNA. RefSeq names its product pyrazinamidase/nicotinamidase. The record is from RefSeq and is a predicted model, not a curated record. NCBI's taxonomy places the organism in Eukaryota, Fungi, Ascomycota, Sordariomycetes, Xylariales, Hypoxylaceae. The transcript is spliced from 2 exons. Bases 142 to 825 code for a protein of 227 amino acids.
CAUGUCAUCAUUUGUCAUUUUUCUAAAACUUCGUGUUUGCAAGCCUUUGAUUUUUAUUAAUCAUCUAAAAAGUUUUGUAUCAUUCAGAGCCUACUAACUUACCUAAGAUCUCUCUACUGCCGAAUAGAACAGACUUCAAACAUGGCCAACUUUAGGCCCGCAUUGAUAGUAGUAGAUCUCCAAGAGGACUUCUGUCCUCCGAACGGUUCUCUUGCAGUGACCAAUGGUCGCGAUAUCGCGCCACUGAUCAAUAAACUUCUAGCCUCCCCUUUCGUGAUCAAGAUCGCGACCAAGGAUUGGCACCCGCGUGAUCACGUUUCGUUUGCGGCAAAUCACCAAGGCAAAGUCCCGUUUGAGGACUUGAUUACGAUCGUGAACCCAUACAACGAGACCGAGACGUAUGAGUCGCGACUAUGGCCGGUUCACUGCGUACAAGGCAGCCCGGGAGCAGAGCUGAUCCCUGAGCUACUCAUCAGUCAGAUUGACAUGGUUCUCGAGAAGGGGACUGAUGCGCGCGUCGAGAUGUACAGCCCGUUCUACGACCCCUUCAAGUCUCCACGAGUUUACGACAGUGGCCUCGUGCAGAUUCUGAAGGAGAAGCAGGUCACAGAUGUGUAUGUGGUGGGGCUAGCAGCAGACUAUUGCGUCAAGAACGCCGCGAUCGACGCGGCGAAAGAAGGCUUUAAGACUUACUUGGUGGAGGAAUGCACGAGAGCCGUUGAUCCUUCUGCAUGGUCGGAAUGCAAGAAAGAAAUCGAAAUAUCCGGGGCUAAAGUUGUUAGCAUGGACGGACAUGAAGUAAGCCGACUGAUGACGGCGCAGUAACAGGGUGAAGCUGAAGGGUUGCCGACGGGCGACUACUUCUAUCUUGCAAGAACAGAUUAUCCAGCGGUGUAUGUAGAAGUACGGAUCCGUAGCUAUUACUAUAAUUCUCCCUGUUUACUGACGUAGGUCCCGUCGUACGGGCGCUAGAAAACGAGGCCGGUGGCGGACCCGUUAGAUUAUCUAUGUACCUAACCUAUGUAUGAUUAUGGCUUCUACGCGGGGGGUGGAUAUGCGAUGGAUGGUAGCACGAGGGUCGGGAAAGAAUAGGUCAUGUGUCUCAGUUUCGCCGUGUUGGUUUGAGACCUUCCUGUUGUAUAGAAACAUCUAGUAUUAAUGGCUAAUUCCCAAGACCGCCAUUGUGGUUCGCGUUAACGAGAAGCGUGGUUGUCACAACCCGCCUAGGCCUCUUUUAGUAAUGGCCGAGAUAUUUGUACAGUACACGUAGUGUAAUUUAACCACAUCCUAAAGCUA